AUGAACUGUUCGUUUGAAGAGCACUACAGUAAUUGCGGCUACAGCGUGGCGUUGGGGACUAAUGGCUUCGCCUGGGAGCAAGUCAACACCUGGGAGAGACCCUCCAUGGAUGCGGCCGUUCCCACAGGUUCCUUCAUGAUGGUGAAUGCUUCGGGUCGUGCAUCAGGGCAGAAGGCCCACCUGCUCCUGCCCACACUAAAAGAGAACGACACCCACUGCAUAGACUUCCACUACUCCUUGUCCAGCCGGGAUGGGAUGAGUCCCGGAACCCUCAAUGUCUAUAUAAAAGUGGACGGUGGGCCACAGGGGAAUCCCAUCUGGAAUGCCUCAGCACCCGUCACGGAAGGCUGGGUGAAGGCUGAACUCGCCAUCAGCACCUUUUGGCCCAACUCCUAUCAGGUUAUUUUUGAGGCAGUAUCUGUACAAGGGCAUCCGGGGUUCAUCGCAGUGGAUGAGAUACACGUUUUGGCCCACCCUUGCCGUAAGACACCACAUUUUCUGCGGCUGCAGAAUGUCGAGGUGAACGUGGGACAGAACGCCACCUUCCAGUGUAUUGCUGGAGGCAAAUGGUCACAACAUGACAAACUCUGGCUACAGGAUUUCCUUUCGCCCCCCACACCAAUCGCUCCACCUGAGCUUCUCGCAGUUGGUGCCACCUACUUGUGGAUCAAACCAAAUGCCAACUCCAUCAUCGGCGACGGCCCCAUCAUGCUGAAAGAGGUGGAGUACCGCACCACCACUGGAAACUGGGCCGAGACGCACAUCGUGGAUGCGCCAACCUACAAGCUCUGGCAUUUGGAUCCGGAUGUGGAGUAUGAGAUUAAGGUUCUUCUGACCCGACCUGGGGAGGGUGGCACUGGACCACCGGGACCACCCCUCAUCACUCGGACCAAAUGUGCUGAUCCAGUCAAUGGUCCCCAGAACGUGAACGUGGUGGACAUCCGCGCCCGUCAGCUGACCCUGCAGUGGGAGACUUUCGGAUACGCCGUGACACGCUGCCACAGCUUCAACCUGACCGUACAGUACCAGUAUGUGUUCAAUCAGCAGGAGUUUGCUGCUGAGGAGCUGAUUCCCACCUCCUCUCAUUACACUCUGAGGGGACUCAGGCCUUUCGUGACGGUCAGACUACGGCUGGUGCUGGCCAACCCUGAGGGCAGCAAGGAGAGCGAGGAGAUCGUCAAACAGACGGAGGAAGAUGUUCCUGGCCCCAUUCCAAUGGAGUCCAUUCAGACAGGCCCAUACGAGGAGAAGAUCUUCAUGCAAUGGAAGGCUCCGAAUGAAACUAAUGGAGGCAUUACACUCUAUGAGAUCACCUAUAAGGCUCUUGGCUCCCUGGACCCCAGUGCAGAUUUGACAACACAACGUGGCCGUGUCUUCAAACUCCAAAAUGAGACCCAUCAUCUCUUCGUAGGAUUGUAUCCUGGCACCACAUACUACUUUACUCUGAAAGCCAGUACAAAUAAAGGCUUCGGCCCCCCUGUGACCACCCGUAUUGCCACCAAAAUCGCAGCUCCAUCCAUGCCUGAAUAUGAGACCGACGCUCCUCUCAACGAGACAGACACGACAAUCACCGUCCUCUUAAAACCUGCCCAAUCACGAGGGGCCCCUGUCAGUGCUUAUCAAGUGGUGGUUCAAGAGGAACGGAAGCAGAAAGUUCGCCGAGCCACUGAUGUGUUGGAGUGUUUCUCCGUUCCUGUUAGUUUCAGAAAUGCCUCCAUCUUGAAUUUACCUCACUAUUUCGCGGCCGAACUCCCCCCUGUUAGCCUUGCUGUAGUACAGCCCUUUACUAUAGGAGACAACAAGACUUAUAAUGGCUACUGGAACGCACCGCUGUCACCAGCCAAAAGCUACAGCAUUUACUUUCAGGCCCUGAGCAAAGCCAAUGGGGAAACCAAAAUCAACUGUGUGCGACUGGCUACCAAAGUGGUAAUAGGUAGGGGACAAAAUACCACGCCCUACAUACUUGUCAUUCCCAGUGAAGGUGUUUGGAUUGCAGUGGUAGAACUGUAUUAUAUCAGUUAA
Messenger RNA from Sinocyclocheilus rhinocerous, 2022 nucleotides. RefSeq names its product receptor-type tyrosine-protein phosphatase T-like. Gene Ontology annotation, molecular function: protein binding. The transcript is spliced from 15 exons. Gene Ontology annotation, cellular component: membrane. Lineage: Eukaryota; Metazoa; Chordata; Actinopteri; Cypriniformes; Cyprinidae. The coding region runs from base 1 to 2022 and encodes 673 amino acids. The record is from RefSeq and is a predicted model, not a curated record.